GCACGUGCACCCACAAUGACCUUUCAUACCACAUACCCCCAGUGCACCUGCACCCACUCACACACAGUGACUUCACAUGCACCCACAGUGACUUUUCAUACUCCCCCCCCCCCCCCCCCCACACACACACACACACACAGUGACUUCUCGUGGUCUCCUCGUGACUACAAUCUAGCCUACUGGGUGCCUGAACAUGGCCAAAUCCCUGCCAAGAUAAUCGUCCUGGAGAUGCCUUCUCGUAAUGAGCUCAGCACUAAGAGUCGACACUUGGUAUCUGAGUUCAAGCUGCAUUGGCACAAGCAAGGAGAUUUCUUGGCGGUUCGAGUUGACCAUUUCCUUAACAAAAGCAGAAAGCAACUGUGCUACAGUCUGGACAUCUUCCACAUGACGGAACCUCUUAUUCCAGUGGACACCAUUGAGAUCAAAGAACCGGUUGUGGCGUUUGCUCUGGAGCCUCAGGGGUCAAAGCUGGCAGUCAUCCAUGGGGAGCCCCCCUUACGAAUACACACCACCUUCUAUCAAAUCAACAAGGGGGGAAAGCCCACCCAAAUCAAGACCCUCGAGAUUUUGGAGAACACAGCUGUCAACAACAUCUUCUGGUCUCCUAGUGGACAGUUUGUGGUGCUGGCCAACCUAAAGGGCCCUGAGAGUGGUCACCUAGAGUUCUGGGACACGGGGUCAAUGACCUUGAUGAACUCUUCCCAGCACCAGCAGGCCUCUGAUCUGGAGUGGGACCCCUCAGGCAGAUACGUUGUCACCUCUGUCAGCGUCUGGAAGCAGAAGAUGGACACUGGAUUCUGCAUGUGGUCGUUCCAAGGACGGUCACUCUAUCGCAGCCCCCCUAGCUUAGACAAGUUCUGUCAACACCAGUGGCGACCAAGACCCCCCACAUUGCUCGCCGAGGAGCACCUCAAACUGAUCAAGAAAGACCAGAAGAAGUACUCUCACAUGUUCGAACAGAGAGACAGGACCUCCAAGAGCAAAGCAUCCAAGGAACUUCUUGAGAAGAGAAAGAAGAUGAUGUCACAGUACAAGGAAUACCGCCGUAAGGCGGAGCAGGAGGCGAGAAAGACAAAGAAGAUGCUGAUAGAAGAUGGUGUGGACGUGGGGGAGGAGGGGCAGGCAGAGUUAGACUACGAAGAGGAAACCUUGUAUAUCCUUGUGAACGAGACAAAAGAAACUGUGAACAAUAAUGAAUAGAGUGUUAGAGCUAACUUUGCACUUUCUAUAAUAAACUGUUGCGAGUGCUUUACUAGUUAUGACAAGAUUGUACAGUGCUACUGAAAUUUAUUACUUUAGAGCGAUAAAUUAUAAACAGUGUAUCGUAUAUUAUUAGAAUGUUUUG
This is a messenger RNA of Halichondria panicea, 1345 nucleotides long. RefSeq names its product eukaryotic translation initiation factor 3 subunit B-like. The transcript has 10 exons. Gene Ontology annotation, molecular function: RNA binding; translation initiation factor activity; translation initiation factor binding. The record is from RefSeq and is a predicted model, not a curated record. NCBI's taxonomy places the organism in Eukaryota, Metazoa, Porifera, Demospongiae, Suberitida, Halichondriidae. The coding region runs from base 16 to 1200 and encodes 394 amino acids. Gene Ontology annotation, cellular component: eukaryotic translation initiation factor 3 complex. Gene Ontology annotation, biological process: translational initiation.